This is a messenger RNA of Linum trigynum, 4943 nucleotides long. The record is from the annotation of a GenBank genome assembly. NCBI's taxonomy places the organism in Eukaryota, Viridiplantae, Streptophyta, Magnoliopsida, Malpighiales, Linaceae.
GCCACUGUAUUAUACGUUCUGAAUAAGCAGGUCCUAUUGCUAUGAAUUAUGAAAAAUGAGUCCUCCUCAUGCCAAUGUGCAUAGAUCGUAUAAAAAUACGGGCGAGAUUAAUAGUUCAAGUUACAAUGAUUCGAAAAUUGAAUACAUCAUUUUAUUAACAUAGUCGGAUGAUAUUGUAUGUUGUUACAAGUACACCACACAGUAUAGCAGACAUGUUAAUAUAUAAUAUAUAUAUUCAUCAAAGUCCGAUUGAAAGAUGAUGCUCUGCCGACAAGAAUGCACUUGAUAAUUCAAGUUGUGUAUUCAAUAACAAGAAUAUAUGUGAUUUUUAAAGUUGGACUGAAAAUGAGUUUUGACAUACACUACGUAGUACUAAACUGUUUAUCUAAUCCAUAUGUUAAAUUAUUUUGUUUGGCGUUCGUUAUUAAUAGGGACGACAUAUGCUUGCACAAAAUUUGAUGAUAUACAUUGUAAAAUUGAGAAUAGAGAUUAAAUUUUCUACAUACCUAGCAUGUUAAGUAUUAGUUUGAUUCCUACUCUAACUAGUUUUGCAUGAACAUCUUUACCAUUGAAACUAGUAGAAAAUGUGGAGGCAUUUACUAAAAUAAUUAGUAGAAAAAAAUCAUGGCAAAAGGGAGUUGCUUUAUUAAAUUGGUAUAGUAUAGGGACUAACAAUUAAAGAAUGAUAAAGCAAAAUAAAUUAAAAAAAAAGUUGCGGAGCCACCCGAAAUUCCCGCAAAAACAAACAAAUAUAUACAAAACUAAAUAAUAAUUUCUGUUUUGAUUUUGAUUUUUUAAUUUCCCCCCUCCCUUUCUCUGUUUCUUCUUCCCAAUCUCAUUCUUUCUUAGUUUCUUUCUUCUUCUUCCUCUGCGUAGCUCUUCCAAUUUUUCACCAGUCAGUAUUUCGCUGCUAAACGAAAAUUUCUCCUUCCUCCUUUAACCGCCGCCAAUCACUUCCCUGAAUCCAAGCCUGAAGAACUCAUCGACUUCCAUUGAUUGAUUUCACAAAGUAAACAAACCCCUUUUGCUCACGGGUCUGAUUCUUUGAUUCCCCAUCGAAGAAUCAAACCGAUUCAGUCCAUAAAGGAGGUUGCUUUCUUCUUCUUCUUCUUCUUCUUCUCUUUCUUUCUUCCAAAGCUUGAAUCUAAUCCUUCAAUGGCGUCGCCGGAGGAGACUGGCGGCGGGAGCGGGACCUGGAGUUGCAGCAAUAACAUCGAUUUGGAAGAAGCCCAGAAGAUAAUUCUGCGGUGGGACUCGUCAGCGUCGGAAGAAGCUCGUGAAAAGAUGAUAUUCGCCGGCGACCGUCAUGAAGUGGAUCGCUACCUGCUGGCGGUCGACGAAAUCCAGCGCUCCAUGUCCUCCGCUUCCAUUUCCGCCGCCCCAACCGCCGACGGCGGCGGAAACGGAGAGGACAGUAAAGACCAGGUUCAAGAUGAAGUCAACUCCGCCAUCCAGAUCGCCAUGGCUCGACUCGAGGACGAGUUCCGCAACAUCCUCCUUAGCCACACCGCCCCAAUCGAAGAAGACGCUCUCACCGAUAACCCCGCCGCCGCCGCCGCCGUCGAGUCCUCCAACUCCGCCGCAGAAUCCUCCACCGCCGCUGGCGAAUCGGUGGAAGAAGAUCGCCUCUCCGGAAGCGGAGGCAGCGGCCCGCAAGUCGUCGAAGAGACCAAUCUCAACCUCUCAGAUCCAAUCCCGCGCACCGACUCCUCCGUCAGCAACAGCUCCGGUAGCUACCGAUCGACGAGCAGCAUCAAGGAGCUCGAUCUGAUCCCCGAGGAAGCGGUUUCCGACCUUCGCUGCAUCGCUGAGAGGAUGGUCUCCGCCGGAUACCUCCGCGAGUGCAUCCAGGUGUAUGGCAGCGUCCGCAAAUCCGCGGUCGAUUCCAGUUUCCGUCGCCUGGGGAUCGAGAAACUAAGCAUCGGCGACAUCCAGCGCCUCGAGUGGGAUUCUCUCGAGAGCAAGAUCAGGCGGUGGAUUCGCGCCGCCAAAGUCUGCGUCAGAAUCCUGUUCGCCAGUGAGAAGAAGCUCUGCGAGCAGAUAUUCGACGGAAUCGAGACAGCUGCCGUCGAUGAAGCUUGCUUCGUCGAAACGGUAAAAGGCCCUGCAGUCCAGCUCUUCAAUUUCGCCGAAGCAGUCAGCAUCAGCCGCCGCUCGCCGGAGAAAAUGUUCAAGAUCCUCGACCUUCACGAUGCUCUAGUUGACCUAAUGCCGGACAUCGAAUCCGUUUUCGACUCGAAAUCGGCCGAUUCGAUUCGAGUUCAAGCCGCCGAGAUCCUCUCUCGACUCGCCGAGGCAGCCCGAGGGAUACUCUCCGAGUUCGAGAACGCAGUCCUCCGAGAGCCUUCCAAAAUUCCGGUCCCCGGAGGAACAAUUCAUCCAUUAACGAGGUACGUGAUGAACUACAUUAGCUUGAUCUCCGAUUACAAGCAAACAUUGCUCGAGCUCAUAAUGUCGAAACCCUCCACGGGUUCGAGAUACUCCGGGGACCCCACGACCCCGGACAUGGAGUUCGCCGAGCUAGAAUCAAAACCACCACUUGCCCUGCACUUGAUAUGGAUCAUAGUGAUUCUCCAAUUCAACCUAGAUGGGAAGUCCAAGCUUUACAAAGAUGCAUCAUUAGCCCAUCUCUUCCUGAUGAACAAUGUGCACUACAUUGUUCAGAAGGUGAAAGGGUCGAUGGAGUUGAGAGAGAUGAUUGGAGAUUAUUACUUGAGGAAGCUAACUGGGAAGCUUAGGCAAUCUGCAACGAAUUACCAGAGGGCGACUUGGGUUGGGGUCUUGUACUGCUUGAGAGAUGAAGGCUUGCAUGUGAGUGGGAGCUUUUCGUCUGGUGUUUCGAAGAGUGCAUUGAGGGAGAGGUUCAAGAGCUUCAAUGGCAUGUUUGAGGAGGUUCAUAGGACUCAGGCAACAUGGUUGAUACCCGAUACUCAGCUGCGAGAGGAGCUGAGGAUUUCGAUAUCGGAGAAGCUGAUCCCUGCUUAUCGAUCAUUUUUGGGGAGAUUCAGGAGUCACAUUGAGAGCGGGAGACAUCCAGAGAACUAUAUCAAGUACUCAGUUGAGGAUUUGGAAAGUGCGGUGUUGGAUUUCUUUGAGGGCUGCCCUGCUUCGCAGCACUCGAGGAAGAGGUCUCAGUGAAGAAAGAAGGAAGAGUUUUUGGACCCGACUUAGAGGUGAAACAAAGCUUUAGGACACCAUUCUUUGAAUUCUUUUCUGUGUGGGAGUGUUCAGGGUUGAGAGGAUCGGUUUGCUGCUGCUGCUUUUGCUGCAAUGUGCUACUGAUGGAAAGGAUCGAAUGUCUGAUGUUCGAUAGUGGAACGAUGGAGAAGAAGUGAGCUCGGUUCUCUCAACCUGAAUGCUUCUGCACUGUAAGCAAAUGCAUUGUUUGUUUUCUUAACUUCUGUCAUAUGAUCACAAGUCUUAGAUUUUUUCGUUUUUCCAAUUUGGUUGUCAUUUGUUCAUAUGGGGGAACUGUUGUAAACGUGUGAUCUGCUCUUACUACUACUACUUGGCCCUUCUUUCCCCCUUUUUCCUGAUACGAUGAAGAAACCCAGUUUCCAUUCUUCUGCCAUUCUUUCUGCUGCAAAUGAAUCUCUUACUGCUGGCUUGGAUGACGUUGGAAUGAAUACGCCUGCUGCAUUUUAGUUUGGAAAAAAAAAAGAACAAGAUAGAUAUGGGUUCUGUAUCUUUUGUCUAGUUCUAGAAGUUGAUAAGAACAUAACUGAAUUUUGCCAAGCGUGUUUCAUGGGAAUCAUUUGAAGAUGCUAAAUGGGGUUUCCAUUCCAGGAAAAGAAAGGAGAGACUUUUUCCAAAUUGAACUGCCAAACUUAUGAUUUUAGAAGGAUGUUCUAGGGUAUGGGUUGUCAGUUUAGUUACAUGUGUGGUCUGGUUAUUCAUGGCUCAAAGGUGUCUUCAACGACGGUGCGCGUCGAUGGUGAAGUUGAAGUCUGAGUUUCUUAGAUUGAGAAACCUCGACUUGAAACUGCUGCUAGGUCGAUUGAAAGCACCAAAAAACGUGUCUGGUUGAAGAAGAAGAAGAUGCCUUGGUUUGGUUGAAAUGAAAGUUGGGAAGAGGGGGAUAAUCUUCCAAGUUGUGGUGGUCACAGCUAGCUAGAGUAGGAUGGGAGCCAUUAAUUUGAUUUGAUAAUCAUGCUGCUCUGCUCCUCAUUCUGUUGCGUUGUGAGUUGUGCUCAUCACAUCGAAUUUCAGACAGAUUAUUAGAAUGGGGCCAACUCACAGGCUUAGGCUGUCACAAAAUUGAUUGAUUGGUUUCUAUUUUUAUUAAUAAUGGAUUGAGAUUGGAAUGUCAGCUCUCCCUCCCUCACCACCACAAACCUCCCAUUCACAUUUGAUUCCCUUGUUAUGCUUGAGCUUGGAAGGACAUCUAAGUAGUUACACCAUGUGCCCUAAUUGUUUGUUAAUGUUGUCUCAGUUUCUCCAACGAUGUUACCUUUUGAUAAAUAUAUUUGCGAGAUAUGACAUGAGUUGUAGGACUUGACGUGUGACUAAUUAAACAAUUUUAUACGAUUGAAAUAGUAUAGAAUCAAUUUAAAACCAUGACUUCGGAAAAAAAACCCAGCUAAAUCAAAACUAACCCAAUUAUAAAUCUCAUCCAUCUUCACAAUUCUUUGAAUCAAAUAUGGCCACCUUCACAAAUGGAUUUAUUACAUAGAGAAAACAAGUCUAUCUCGGUUUUCUUCUCCCAAAAGAAGGGAAAAGAAAUAUGACCCAAAAUCAACCCGCCAAAAUAGACCAUGCUAAGAAGUAAGAAGGGAGUUGUCUCAACUUUGAUCCUUCCAUCUUCUUGCUUAAUUCCUUUGCUACUUUCGCCACUUGUUUUCGUAUGAUACAAUUGGUACCUCCGACUCGAUCACGAAACCCCAUAUCAUAAACGGUUUAUCCAAAAUGGAUCUCGUAUUAUCUAAUAAACAGAGGUGUACAAC